UCAAGCAGCGAGUUACCAGGAAUUCAUGCCAAAAACUAAUCGGUGCUAAAUUCCAAAAAGGCGGAUACAGUUUCCUGCGAAUGAUUCGGACGAUAUGACAGCACAUUAUGACUGGCAAGCAAGGAAAACGCUAGCUGAAUGUAACCGACACAUGCUAACCAACGAGAUAGCCUUCGAUGUCUACUUUCUGGUGGGAGAGAAACGUCAAGUUGUUGGAGCACAUCGCUAUGUUCUUGUUAGCCGUAGCUGUGUUUUCUACGCUAUGUUAAUUGGACCAAUGGCAGCGAAGACAGACGAGAAAAUAGCCAUUCCCGACAUAGAAUGUGAUAUAUUUCAACAUAUGCUAGAGUACAUAUAUUGCGAGGAUACUAAAGUAGAGGCAAAGAACGCUAUACAAAUUUUGUAUUCAGCCCGGAAAUAUGGUAUAACAGGACUGGAAGAAAAAUGUAGACGUGUGUUAGAACAUGGAUUAAAUACACAUAAUGUAUGUGAUAUUCUCCAAGAAGCCCACAAAUUUGAUGAAUCGACUUUGAAAAAGAAAUGCUUGGAAUAUAUUUGGCAUCAACCGAAGGAAAUCUUACGUUCAGGUAGUUUCGGUAAUCUACAUGCAUCUCUAGUCAAGGAAAUAAUUAAAUCCGAAAAACUCGAUGCUAAAGAGGAAGUGGUGUUCGAUGCAGCUCUGCGGUGGUCCGAACAAGAGUGCUUAAGAAACGGUGUCAUUGUAUCACCGCAAAAUCAGCGUCAUUAUUUAGGGGGGAUCUUGUACUACAUUCGUGUUCCUGUUUUAGAAGCAAGUUAUUACCAUAAAACUGUGGUUAAGUCUGAUAUUCUAUCGGCAGAAGAGAGAAAGAUCUUGCAGAAUUAUUUUAGUGGCACUAAUACAGAUGUGAAGAAAUUUAGGACAGAUAAAAGGUCAAAGGGCGAGAAUCAAACCCUUCAUUGGCGGUUCGGUCCGGUAAACUGUAUGCACAAUGAGACUACCGCUAUUGCAUUUUCAUCUUCCAGAGAAGUGUUCAUAGAUGGGGUUGAAAUAGACGGAACCGGAUAUGACGAGGAACACUAUGACGUAUUCUUGAAUAUUUACGACAUGGACAAUCAAGAAAAGGCCAAAUGCAAAGAUAAACUUGUGAUAAAUAAAAAGCAGCAAUCAUAUCAAAUUAAGUUCCCUGCACCACCAGUAGUUUCUAAAGGUUUUACGUACACAGUUAUUCUCAAAAUACAAGCGGAACACAGAUAUUAUGGAGCUAGUGGGCGAUCUAAUUUGAAUAAAACUGACUCUCAGCCAGCUUAUAUAAACCCUGAAGGUGAAUUUACAAAACUUGUUGUAAAAAAGGACCAAGUUCCGGCAAUACUUGUUCGCCCAUUUUUGGAUAUUUCCUGAUUUUUUUUUCUUUCAAAAUCUCGAAUUGAGAAUAGUGUUAGCAAAACACGAAGUUUUCAGUCACGCAAUGUUGUUCUACACAAAAAGUAAGGAAAAAGUUCAUCCACUUGCAAUCAGCAGCAUAUGUUUAUUUUGAAUAGAACUUUUUAAAAAUCAUCAAUGUUUUGCACAGUAUUUAUACUUUUAAAUAUAUUAUAUAUAUAUA
Molecule: messenger RNA, 1586 nt
Organism: Saccostrea echinata
Lineage: Eukaryota; Metazoa; Mollusca; Bivalvia; Ostreida; Ostreidae
Product: BTB/POZ domain-containing protein 6-like
Exons: 3
Coding region: 95-1381 (428 amino acids)
Biological process (GO): neurogenesis
Cellular component (GO): cytosol
Molecular function (GO): protein binding
Source: RefSeq, a predicted model, not a curated record